Messenger RNA from Pangasianodon hypophthalmus (striped catfish), 7861 nucleotides. Its product is annotated as nuclear FMR1 interacting protein 2-like. Lineage: Eukaryota; Metazoa; Chordata; Actinopteri; Siluriformes; Pangasiidae. The transcript has 4 exons. The record is from RefSeq and is a predicted model, not a curated record. Gene Ontology annotation, molecular function: RNA binding. The coding region runs from base 389 to 1906 and encodes 505 amino acids. Gene Ontology annotation, cellular component: nucleoplasm; cytoplasmic stress granule.
AAUCCACUUUCACUGCCGCACAGUUUCAAUGGAGGAGCAGCAGCACCGCGCAGAGCGGGCACACAACCUCCUCAACCUCCACCUCCUCCACCAUCACCACCUUCUCCACCUCACCGCCGUAGCGCCAUGGACCGGGGGAAAUCACACGGCACUCCGAGAGACGUCUGAACAAUGCGGUUCAUCGCUACUGUGAGCUCAAGCUGCCGGAAACGCAGAAGGAGAAAACAGGUGAAAGUAAAUUAAUUGGUUUCGACCUGACUGUGAAUAAGGACGACUCAGAGUGUUUCUGAUGCUGGAGUCGGGAAUUCACUGAACGUCUGUUUAAAGCAGGGGGCUGACUCGUGGAGGCCAGAGCGAAACAAUUCCUAACUGCAAUCGUGCUCACAGUAUGGAUGGGAAUCUUCAGACCUCUGUUUUAAAACAUUACGAGGUUAAAAACAUGCACGAAAAAGAGCCAGUGUUAUCUGUGAACGGCGAGGUGGUCCUCAGUUCUGGUUACAUUACAAACGGUUACUCCAGCAAGCCCGCCGACAACGAUGGAAGUGGCUCUGAGAGCGGAUACACCACGCCUAAAAAGAGGAGAGCGAGACGCAGCAGCGUGAAAGGCACAGAAAACACCAGUCGGGAAAAGGAGAAAGCAGCGAAACCCUAUUCUAAACAGGAUACGGAAACUUCAGGCCAGGAGAUGUCCGGGAAAGCGCUGCACUCUCGACCUAAUUGCACCAGGACUUCCCUUAAACCAGAGGUGCACACAGGGGCUCGUAGGACAGGCGUUCAGGACACGAGCCCUGUGGCUGAGGCGCAGCAUAGAAACUUGGACAGCAAGACCUCUAUUAGUCUUGGUGGUAAAAAGAUUGAUGAUAGGGUCAAUAAAACCAAACUGGUCUCCUCAGUGAACUCUAAAGAGGACUCGUGGACUUUGUUCAAGCCUCCUCCUGUGUUUCCAGUGGACAACAGCAGCGCUAAGAUAGUCCCUAAAAUCAGUUAUGCAAGCAAAGUUAAGGAGAACCUCAACAAAGCGACGCAGGCCAGUGCAGAGACGACACAAACGUCUACAAAGCUCUCGCACGUUCCCAUGUCUGCUGUAAAGACUGUCACAUCCGCUAGCUUUGCUAACAUCCCUGCGUCUCUAGAUGCUAAUGGGUGUUACUCUGUGGAAGUGUCGUUCAAUUCUGCUGCUGGCGUUAACGUCACACCUUCUGCCUCCUCUAACCAGGCUGAAGAAGAAGUAGAGUCUGCCCUGGAUAACGGUUGUAGCUCGUCGUCUUGUUUGUCUGCUCCAGAGCCACGGAAAUCGAGUCUUUUUGUUUACCCGCACAAACCUUUAAAUAUGCAACCCCUUGCUGCUCAGACAAAUCAGAAAGCUCUCGGGGACAUCUUCCAGAACCAGUGGGGCCUGUCGUUUAUCAACGAGCCCAAUGCAGGCCCAGAGGGGACACCCGUUUCUCGUCUGGCCAAGCCGUUUGAAAUUUCGGACAUCACAUUUCAGGGUGGAAACGUUCCGUUCCUCAUCCAGCCAUCCCCGAACGCCGUUUCUCUCCCGGCACCUCAGGACGUGCAGAGAAGGACUAAUGGGACCGACGUGGCUGUGAAACCGUGUUCCACUUCCCGCACUGCCAGUCAGGACUGUCCACAAGCCCAGCCUGCCCAUCAGGAAGAGUGUAAAGUGGAGUGCAGGAGUUCAGAAGCUCCUCAUGAGGAUUUAGAUGCUGACUCUACGAGGAACUACGAGGGAUUGUCCACGGCACACACUGUAAAAGAGCAGGAUGGAGGGUGGGGAUGGACUGAUCUGCAAGCUGCUGUCCUUUACCACACUAAAGAAUUUGAAUAUCUUCUCACUCUUCACAAGCAAGAUCCAAAAAGGGUGACAUAUUAUGAGGAGGUCAUGGACGGACCUGAUCAUUGAGGUGCUGAGUACCAGUACUACAUCUGCUCCACCUUGGGUGCUAUAGUCAGAUCUGAUCCUGGAUGUGAAUCGUCUGGCCCAACCAACCAGACAAAACUGAUAAAGAGACAGAAGUGUGGGAUGAUGAAUGGACUUGCUAAAGCUUUGGAGUUCUGUGGGUUUGCUGUGCACACAAGACUGCUGUGAGCUGUACAGAGGCAUUGGACUACGCACAAACACUAUAGCAAAACCGUUUAAGGGGGAAGGUGUUUUGCGUGGAUCGGCUACGGGGAAGUGAUGCGACCACCCCGGAGCCUUCCAGAUACGACUACAAGCGUCACAAUCAUUUGAUUUCUUCCCACAUUGAAAUCGGUCAUGCUUGUUUGAGUUCUUCUUUUUUUAUUUAUGCAAUGCACAUAAACAGUCCAUAAGGGAAAUUUGAAUGCUUCCUGACUUUCUCACUAAGGAAAAAGAAGAGUAAUGGAUUAGUCUUAACCUUAUCUGCUUGGAAAAGCCUUAAACAGAAACUUUUUUUUUUUUCUUCCCCUCUUUGAAUUUGUGAUCCAGCAUUGCAACAAAAGCCUACUUUGAAUUUACUUUUUGCUCAGCAGGCUUGUUGUAAAACUGCUUUUUUUUAUUUUAGAUUUCUGCAGAAAGUCAUUUAGAUCUCAGUAUUAUUAAUUCCCAGCCAGUCGGAGUAGAAAAGAAGAGUGUUGUUGCUUUGAGUUGGGUUUCUCAGCGAUAUAUUACUUGAAAUACACGGCAACGCUGAGAAAAUGGAAAAGGAGCGGCCUAUGGAGUGGGGGAAAAUCAAAGCCUGUAAUGAAAGAGUUUGGAUCAGGAAAACUUGGUGGCAUCCCACACUGACCAAGCUGAACAUUUUACAGCAAAUAAAUAUAAAUGACUUUGUUACACUCGCUGCUGAGAAGCAGCUGUGGCUGGACAAGCUGUACUUGGUCUUUUCCGUUGUUCCCGGUGUAGGACUGUAACCCGAACCUUAAUAUUUCUUUGCACAUUUCUGUUGUGAGAGCUAACAUUAAGGCUGUAACCGUAAUCAGCGGAUCGUGUUAAAGCCUCACCAUCUACUGUGACAUUUCAUGAGUAAGGCCUUUCUUCAGAACUCUAUGGUACACUGUGCCGAGUUAUCACGGUCACUUUUUUAACUGUCUUGGCCACACAGACCAAAGAUCGGGCCGGAGUAUAGAUAACCAUCUCUUAGGCUUGGUUUAAAUAAGCAACCUUUCUUGUUGGUAUUCUCUCUCUCUCUCUCUCUCUCUCUCUCUCUCUCUCUUUUUUUUUUUCCCCUAACCAAGCAAAGGUGUUUGGCUCAUCAUGAGUAAUAGCACUUUAUGUACACAUACUGGUUUAAAGAUGACUACACUUAUCUGAAACAUGAGUUACUAGCUCCUGCUACGAAUGGCUUUGGGCUGUUGUGCUUUCGAGAAUAAUUAACUCUUUACUCAGGUAGAAUCGGGAAAGCCAUUACAAAGCGGAAUAAUUUUUUUCCUUUCCUUUUCACACGGUGCAUAUGGUGGAGAAUGAGCCUGGCUAGUAUCGGCACGCGUUGCUAUUCGGCAAUACUCCUACUGGUCGAUUCCAGCAGGACCCUUAUAAUAUUGGGUAGCAGUGAUCAAAAUGUAGCCACUGUGGUUUUUUUGUUUUUCUCUUAAAGGUGCAGUUUGUAAUUUUUAAACUAUUUCGAAGAGCGCUUUUUUUUUUUUUUUUUUUUAAAGGUCCGUUUGCCGAAUCUGAAUCAAAGUGAAAUUGAUAGUUUUGGGUUGUUUUCUAUUUUGUUUGGUUUUACAACGCACAUAAUUAAAUGAACCAAAAAAUUUAACUUGGGGUGUGUAGGACUGAAAACAUACUCUUUCAUUCAUCUGUCAGAAAAACAACAAAGUGCACAUAGAAAUCACGAAACUCACUCUAGCUUUGAGACGUUGCAGUAGGCGCUAAAUAAAUUACUAGAUAAUUAUAUAAAUAAAUAAUUUAAAAUGUUAUUUGUGUCAGAUCCACUGUGUUUUCGUUUUUGGUCAUCGGUCCAAAUCCCCAGAACGCAUUACAUUUCUGCAGCACUACAGCUCUGGCUCAGUUUACAAAAAAAAAAAAAAAAAACAGCGUGUUUGAUUCACUCAUUUCUCAUUGUAAUCGAACCACAUUACAGUUCACAUUGAAGCUCGUACACUAACGAGCUGCUUGUUUUGGUCUACGCUUGAGUAUGAUUGUGUUAUCUUUCUCUCCUGCCGAAAGAACUGCACGUAGGAGGAGAACACACCCUGAACCUAAACCCUGAUAAUUGUAUAAUUCUACAAAUAACAGAAGACACAACAAUAUUGCUGUGCAAUGGAUUUGGCUUGUUUAUUCAUUUUUAAGUUUCUGUUUACAUGUUUCUGGUCUGGAAAUUAAUUCCUGUUUUGGCAAAGGAAAGCUGCUCAGCUCUGAUAUGUUUCCAGCGUGUUCAGUUUGGGGGGAUUGACAGACUUGUGUUGUCUAAAAAUGACAAACUGCUCCUUUAAAACACAUUACCGCUUUAACCUGAGAGCCCGCCGUUGGAUUCUCUUGUGUACCCCGUUAUAUGCAAUUGCAGGAGUUCUCUGCAGUUCCUUUAUCGCUUUCUCUGGAUUUGAGGCUCAGUUUUUCUCUUGUACAAGGAAUGUAAACUCGCCGAGAGACGCAGGAGGUUCAGGACGCUCAUUACGAUAUUGGUUUUGUCUGUGAGCGAAACGGCGGAUUGAGUGUUUGCAUGCUUCGCUGUUGAGAUGCGAUAUUUGAUAUCGAUUUUUUUUUUUCCAGAAAAUGUAGCUCUUUUUUUUUUGUAAGUCUUGAAUAAUUAUUAAUUCAGUAAGAGUGUUUGUUAGGAGGCGUUUGACCUUUUUUUUAAAAAUUUUUAUUUUAUUUUAAUAAAUAUAAACGUUUUUCCCAUUGCAUCACCUCAUUAGUAGUGAGUAAGUUUUGAUUUCUGUCAAAUGAUCAGGAAACACGGUGACUCUUGUCCCGAGUAGUGUGAGAUCUUGUUACAAUAAGCACGUCAAUAUUUUCAGUUAAAUGUCUUAAAAUCAUGCCCCAUCAUUUAAACUACAAAAGUGUUUUGCCAUUCUUUAAAAAUAAUAAUUUAAUUGUACUAUAAAUGAAAGUUUUAUUCACACUGAUAGUCUUGUUCAAAAUGGAUUUAAAAAAUAAAAAGAUGGAAGUAAUAGAUAAAGUUCCAUUACACGAUAUUUUCAAAGCACUUAUUUCGUUUUUAUGGCUCUAUUUUAUACAAAGAUCCAGAAGUAAUGCUAUAUAUACUAUAUACAUGUGUAAGUUUAAUAUUUGAACGGCUGCAUCUAGACAUGUGCUGAAUAUCUUUUAUACAAUAUCCAAUAAUACGAUACAGAAAUGCACAAUAUUGUUAUCAUGGACAGUUGAAAAACUUGUGCGCACCCGUUGGUUGAGAGUUUCCUGCAAAUGGAAUAAUUUAUUAAUAAUGUAGUAUUAUAGAAAAGGCAUUAUUUAUUGUGUUUAAUAUUGGCGCAUGUCUAGUUGCAUCAUAGCUUUGGGAAUGAACGAGACGGAGGAUUAGCAUGGACAUGAAAGCUAAUCAAGUGUGUGUGCCGAGUUGAAGCCCUGUAUGUGUUGCCCUGAUGUGCAAUGGCAUUUCGACUCUGGAGCGUAAGAUAUGCAAGUUUCCCUCGUUGCUCUCGCUUCCUGUUGAACCGACAUACAGGUGCCUGAACAAACCAUUUUGUUAUUUAGAUGAUUUUAAUAUCUGUUUUAAUAUCUGCUUUUGUUUUUAGCGUCAUAUUUGAAUACUUGCUUCAGAAACAAUCAGUGCCAUGAUUCCAUGUCUUUCGCUGAGCAGUCCAGUCUGUGUUUUCUUUUACUUUGUAAUGUAUGGGGCUGUGAUUUUCUGAUUUUUCUUGUUCUUACCGAGCAGCCACACUUUUAGAUGUCGCUGUCUGCGAGAUGAUGUUUGAUCAUUUUAGGCUAGUGUUUGAUUAACAGUCUAAACACUAAAUCGCUAAAUCACUAAAUCCAUCUUCAAGCCUUUGGCACAGACUUUUUUAAUUACUGAAUCAAUUUUCUUAUCCGUGUCAAAUAAUUAGCUUUCAGCAGUAUGCUAAAUAAGCUCUUUUAUUUAUUUCCCAUGCAAACAAAGUAGACUUUAACUUUUAACACCUUGUUUGGGGGAAUGCACAUUUUAGAAAAUGUUUUAUGUAGCUGAACUUGUUUAAAAGAUUAUUUUUAAAGUCAUGUUGAAUUGAGUAGGUUGCUGUCGGCCGAGUUUGCUAUGUAAUGGCUGGAGGAGAUGUCUUUGUUUUUAUUUUUUAUUUUUUGGUGAGCUGUAGUUGGCAGGCACAAAAGGGACAAACGGAUUUACUUGUGGCUCAGGGGUGGAUAGAUGUUAAUUUUAUUAGCUAAUCCGCAGGCAAAGUAAAAGCUCCAGUGUCCUAGUGUCAUGUUUUGGUAGCCUGGAACUUCACUGACCAGACUAAAAAGUGGUAGCUCAUGUAAUGUAAUCUAAUGUAAUGUAAUUAAUUGUAGCUACGUACCAAAUUAAACUAUCGUAUAAGUCAAAAACUAUCCUAUAAGUAAAUAAGGAGUUUUUUCUUUCUCUGGAUGCUGAACCUGCUUUGUCUGGGCAACCGCGAAUAAAAUAAUAAUAAAAAAAAAACAAAUAGCCCGGACACAAUAUCUGCUUGUUCCAAGAUUUGUCCACCCCUGUGGCUGUUAAGCCUUUGAUUAACUACCGAUCUGUUUGUUCUGUGCUUGGAUUGGAUUUUGCCUCUUGGAUAAGUGUGUCUGUUAAACAAAUACAUGUGAAAGGCAUCAAUGGAAAAUCUUUACAGGAGACAUGGCAUUAUAACACACAGUACUGUUCAAAUAUUUGAGGCUUUUUGCAGCAUGAAGACAGACGACAUGAUAGUGAAAAGUCGAAAGGGAUGCACUGAUCCCUUUAUGAACACUUGAGAUGUAUCUCGAUACUGAAACUGAAGUUACCCGAUACCUGUAUUAAGCUAAUGGCACACUUACGAAAUAACAAUUCUGAGCUACUUGACAAACAAGCGGCAUUGUCACUGUGACUGAGACGACUCUCACCUAGCUGAUUUAGGACAUGCGUUCAAGACAUGUAUUAGCAGUAUUAGCAGUUAGAGGAUUGGAUUUAGGUUGCAAAACGUCAAACCUGAUGUGCAUCCAGCAUGUCAGAUCAGUAUCUUUCAUCUGUAUUGUAGACGUGUAUUUUAGUGCUCCAAAUAUCCAUUUUUUUAAAAUUAAUUACAAACCCUCUCACUAUGUCCCUGGAAACUUUGGCGGAAAAUGUCAGCACUGUCAGCAUGGUGUACGAAUUUCAUAUUCGCUUAUAUCCCUGCGUCCCAUGCAGAAAGCUCCAUGCAGAAGGAAUAUGCAAAGCGAAUUCCCAGUGCUCCUUUCUUGGAUUAUAUGUGAGAUGAAAAUGCUGGAUUUCUGUCCUGUUCCUUGUUUGGUUAAGGAGGUGUGAGGUGUCCAUGGCUAUAAGGGAAGUGUCUGUGUGUGUGUCUGUGUGUGUGUGUGUGUGUGUGUGUGUCUGUGUGUGUGUCUGUGUGUGUGUCUGUGUGUGUGUCUGUGUGUGUGUCUGUGUGUGUGUCUGUGUGUGUGUGUGUGUGAGAGAGGUGUGUAAAGAUGAUGCUUACUGUUCCAGUGUCAUAUCAGGUAGAUAUCCCCGUGCCACGUCACACCAACUGCCAAGUCUGACUUAACAUGUCCUCUCCAUGUCGUCUCGUUUGAUCCGUAUGCACACUGACGCCGUUGGAAUCCUUGAGGCUUUUUUGUUUUUGGUUUUUUUUGUUUGUUUGUUUUUUAAAGAGAAUUCUUGUGCUCUGUAAUUGGAAUUGUGAAACUGUCUGGAUGUGGUUAUUUCAGACAAGCAUGAGAAUGUCUUUCAGCUUCCACAACCAUGUAAAACAUUCAAAAGUGUUGUCACAAAUUUCUGUCCCCAUUAAAAUGUUGAAUUGAUUUGAA